This is a messenger RNA of Racocetra fulgida, 138 nucleotides long. NCBI's taxonomy places the organism in Eukaryota, Fungi, Glomeromycota, Glomeromycetes, Diversisporales, Gigasporaceae. The record is from the annotation of a GenBank genome assembly.
GUAUAUGCUCUAGCCCAAGAUUGUUUAUCGAAAUAUAAAGCCCUAUUAAGAUAUCGAGCUGCUUUUGGAAAACGUUCUUGCAAGGAUUUAAAACGAUUCUCAAACAUUUGUGGAUCCAACGUAUUGCGAGUUUUGUAG